AUGGCCGAUGCUUUGUUUUCAGUGGCCAAUGCUUUGUGUUCAGCGUUUUUCGAAGUCUUGAUCGAGCGCGCGCAUCCGGCGAGAGCCUUAGCCGUAGCCGUAGCCGUAGAUCACGAUGAGAUCAGUAACCUGAACUUACACGUCGGCUUUGACUCAAGUCACAGGAAGAACACAGCGCUUCAUAUUGCUGCAAGAGUAGGGAACAAGAAAAUGGUGGAAGCGUUACUCAGCGAGGGUACGCCAGCUUCGCUUCUCACUGAGAAUUCUAAACAUGAAACCCCACUUCACAUUGCAGCUAGAUCUGGCCAUGUUCAUGUGGUAAAAUUUCUUAUUGAUUGGGCGACCGAGUCCACAGAUGUCGAAACUGGAGGGAUACAACAGGUACUGAGAAUGAGAAACAUGGAAGGCAACACGCCAUUACAUGAAGCUGUUAGAAAUGGUCACCAUUCUACUGUGCUAGUAUUCAUGGAAGCAAAGGACUCAGAUCUGUUUGUUUCACUCAACAAUGCUGGGGAGUCUCCACUUUUAAUGGCUGUUGAUACUAGGGCAAGUGAAAUUGUGAAAACUAUAUUACCAAAUUCAAAGCCCUCUUCUCUUCUCCAUAGAAGUUCAAACGGCCAGACAAUUCUCCACAGGGCCAUUCUGAGAGCUGAUUUGAAUAGCAGCGGAAGAAGUCCUCUUCACUAUGCUGCAGCUUCCGGUGCCUUAGCCUUAGUCGAUCAUUUACUACAACUAAAACCUUCCAAUGGAUCUUUCCUCGAUGGCAAUUUAGCAACACCGGCUCAUAUGGCUGCAGAAAAUGGGCAUCUGAAUGUAUUGAAAUUGUUUGUCAAGCGCUGCCGCUAUUGGGUCGAAUUACUCAACAAUCACCACCAAAAUAUCCUUCAUGUAGCAGCCCAAAAUGGACAUCUUAAAGUUGUUCGAUAUAUUCAAAAUAUGUUCAUGGUGAAUGAUCUAUUGAAUGAGACCGAUGAGGACGGAAACACCCCUUUGCAUCUUGCAGCAGCAAAAUUGCACAGCAGCAUCGUAAGUACUCUUAUCCAAACAGGAAAUGUGGAUACUACGGCAAUCAAUAAAAAAGGUGAAACAGCUCUCGAUAUUGCUAGGAAAUUUCAGGUGUGA
Molecule: messenger RNA, 1122 nt
Organism: Vitis riparia (riverbank grape)
Lineage: Eukaryota; Viridiplantae; Streptophyta; Magnoliopsida; Vitales; Vitaceae
Product: ankyrin-1-like
Exons: 2
Coding region: 1-1122 (373 amino acids)
Molecular function (GO): protein binding
Source: RefSeq, a predicted model, not a curated record